This is a messenger RNA of Symbiodinium pilosum, 2112 nucleotides long. Lineage: Eukaryota; Dinophyceae; Suessiales; Symbiodiniaceae. The record is from the annotation of a GenBank genome assembly.
AUGUACUAUGCUUUAAUCGAUUUCCAUGGCGAGUUUCCCAACGCGGACGAGUUUUCUCAACCACUGGGGCGCAUGAACUCCAUGGUGAUCUGUCUCGUGGGUACUGCCUUGCUCAGUGUUCCUGCUGGGGUUCUGGGAGCUGCUUUCCAGGACCACAUUGCAUCGAAGCUCUCUCGGAAGUCUGUGCGUUUUGAGGAGGGUGUGCCACCUCAUUCGACUCUGUGGGGAGUUUGCAUGGUUGGACUUGUGGUGUUGUCAACUGCUAACUUCAUCUUCCUCACGCUCGUGUACCAACAGCCUGUACAAGAGUCAGACAUUGAAGGUCGUUCGUAUGAUGCGAAUGCGUGGCAAACCGCAGCGAUUGCCCCAAGUCGCUACCUGGACGUCAUUGUGGCCGUGCCCUUCCUGGCCCACUGGUCGCAGCGCUUGCUUUGCGCAGCGCAGGUGCGCAAGUACAUUCUUAGUGGUGUCCAUCUUGCAGAUUUAAUGGCUUGGCUGCCAUCCUACUUUCUGUUGAUCUCCUUGCUCUUGCAUGGCAGCUGCCAGGAGUUUCGGGACAGUGAGCGCCAAAGCUACUACAGCAAAGAGCAACUCGCAUUCCAUGGCAUGUGCAUGUUCCGUUGGGUCAAGCUGGACCGCGACUUGAAGGCAAAUCAGAGUUUCUUUGGAGGCAUGUUCCAACAGCUCCGGUACGUGCUCGAGGAGAACCACGUGAUCUUCAGGAUUACCUUCGUUCUUGCGACAGCAUUGUGGAUUUGCGGGUCUGUGCUCAUGUACUAUGCAGAGCGCGACAACCCAGAUGAGGGCACUCGCGACCACUUUCGCACGCUGCCCCUGUCCUUCUGGAUGACUGGUCUGGACUUCACUAGCGAAGCUCCAGUGAAUGACCACUCUGCCCAGGGAAAGGCGGUGCACACGCUCAUUAUGCUGGUGGGCGUUGGCGUCUUUACAGUUCCCAUGGGUGUCUUCGGUGCGGCCUUCCGCGAACGUCUGGAUGAGAUGCAUGCAGAACAGCUGCUGUCCAGGCACAACGCGCCUACACUAAACCGUGCUGAAGUCCGUCGCGGCUCGGGCAUGGCAGUUCUGCUUGCACAGGAAGAGUUCGACAAUAUGUCGGUAGCCUUCGACGUGCUGGCUCAAGAGCGGGCCUCUGGCGUGUACCGAGACGUGCAUGAUGUGGAUGAUGAGGAUUUGAUGAGACUGCAGCCGGGAUCGCAGAAAUACCGCUGGUACAGGCUUCUCCUUGGCAAACGGCAUCCAGGCAAUGGCGCAGGUGCGCGGUGGCUGCAGUAUGCCAUCAUUGCAGUCACGGGACUCUGCUGCUUUACCUCCUGUGUGGAGACUCUGUCAUUUUUUGAUGACUGCCAGGCAACAGCCUCUGCCGCUGAAGACUUCGACACAGGCCUUGGAUUUUCUCUGCGGGCAGCUGACUGCAGCACAUACAGCCGUCUCCUGUCAGCGACGGCUUCGCUUUGCUUGCUGGCUAUCCUGCUCGAGUUUGUGGCCCGGUGUUGGUCGCAUCCGCGGCCUUGGAAGAUGUUUCUACAUCCCACUGGCGUUGCUGAUGUGCUUGUCAUUUCAGGCUCUCUGCCAAUCACGCUGGCUUGUCUCGGAGGUGUUUCUGUGAGCUAUGAGCUACGGAACUUUGCUGUUACUCUGCGCCUGUGGCGGCUGAUUGCCUUGGAGCGCUUUGUCCCUGCCUUUGGUGACUUCCUGGAGGUGCUUGCUGGCCGUGGCUACCAGAUCUUGCAAGUUAGCUAUGUGUUGACGAGCUUUUGGUUCAUGAUGGCUGCGUUCAACUGGUACUUUCUCCACGCCGAGUUCGAUGUCAAAAGCGAAGACAAAACUUUUGCUUGCUGGUACUCGAAUUUUUGGUUUGCCAUGCAGUACACGCUGAUCCACAUGAGUGGUGAUUAUCCCAUGACCGAGUAUCCUGUGAAGGCUUUCCAUGAUGCUUUGGAGAAGCGGCGGAUCCUGUCGUCACAGAAGCGAAACCAGGGGCGUGGCGGAAAGGGCCCUGGCAAAGCAUUCAGCACGAAUGACUUCCGUGGGCCGCACACGGCAGAAGUAUCCUCGCCUUGCGUGGCUUCUGAUGUUUCUGCAUUCCGAUGA